This is a messenger RNA of Schistosoma spindalis, 1706 nucleotides long. The record is from the annotation of a GenBank genome assembly. Lineage: Eukaryota; Metazoa; Platyhelminthes; Trematoda; Strigeidida; Schistosomatidae.
GUCUAAAGGUCGGGUUAAGUGGAUAUUCGAAUGCGCUCAUUAAGCUUGGUCGAUCGUGUAUUUUUUAAAGAUAUCUAUACCAGCAACUCACGUAAUCUCUGCUUAUACGAUGUGGACAAUGAUGGGGAUAAUGAAUUGAUAAUUGGCUCUUGGGAUUCUGGACCCUUACUGGAAAAUGGAGAAGCCAAUGCAGCAAAUAGUGAGGGUUCCGUCCACGUGUUAAAGUAUAGGAAGGUAUGGAAGGCAUCUUAUCAUCUUGGCAUGGUUUCGUGUGUUACAGCAGGUAGUAUAUACAAACCCGAUGAAGUUAGUGAGACCAUUUUGAUGGAUUUAUUUAUUUGAAUGAAUUGUUUUCUAGACAUGGAUCAUAGCUUUGUGCGCUGAUUCACAUUGCUAUGCAUUUGAUGCUUGUGCUCUCGCUCCAGAAUCUGAAAAUAUUUCAAGCUGAUCAAACUGUCAAAGUAGAAAUUGAUACAUUAAAAAUGGUUCAUCAUCAAGAAUUAGCUUACAAUGCCAAAGAUGUCUGUAUAUUUAAUGAAGGAGAAAUUGCAGUAGCUCAUUCUGAUCGUGUUGUUCGAUUAUAUUCAUGGUGUUCAUUUAAACCAACUGAUGAUAAAUCUAAAACAUCAUCAAAUAAAGUAUCAAAUUUAGGCGAAUUUAUCCUAUUAAUAAAAUGGGAAUUAGCUGGUCAGGUCAACCGAAUCGAUACAUGCCUAACACAGGAACAUGGUCUUAUUCUUAUUGCUUCACAGCCAAGUGGAGGAUUUGCACAUUUACAUCGAAAAUUUGAAAAAUAUCACGAUAUAGUUGCACCAACAUUAACCUAUUAUCCUCCACGUGUGACAAGUUCUAAUAAUUUAGAAACACGUACAUGGCUUAUUGGUAAUGUGAAACAUUCAAAUUGUGAUAAUAACACUACUACCACUACUACUACUGCUAACUCAAAUAAGAUAUCCUGUUUACUUUGUUUAUGUACGGCUGAUGGAAAUAUGCGACUUGUCGAUCCAACAAUACAUGGUAAUGAUAAUGAUGAAUUAAUUAUAUGGUCAAUUCAAGUGCAUACACGUAGUGAAUUAUUUGCUUUAUGUAAAAUGAAAUUAACUAAAGAUGAUGGUGAUCAAUUAGUUGUUUGUUCAUGGGAUGGUACUACAUAUAUAUUUGAUAUAAAUAAUAAUUCAUUAUGUUUUCCAUUAGGACGUUCAUGUCAAGCAUUUAUAGCUGGAUUAUAUGCUAUAGAACCUGGUAGAAAUUCUUCUGUAUUAAUCUAUUCAACAUUUGAUCGUAAUACUUUAAUUUAUUAUAAUUUAUGCUUAAAUAAUGUUGCUGCACAAAGUUUACAUAAUACAAUAUUAAAUGAUUAUGCAUUAGUAAAGAAAUUUCAGAUAAAAAAUGUUGAUCCCUAUGAUUCUGCACAAUUAUCCAAAGCAAUUCAUUAUAUCCUAUACGAUUUACCUAAACAAGAAACUCAUCUAUUACAAUGAGUUCAGUUGGAAACAUCUAGUUAGUUGUUGUUUUUUUUGUGUGUGUGUGUGUGGUUUAAAUGAAAUAACCUAAACUCAGUAUUACUUUAUGAUAUUUCAGUUUAAUAAUUAAAUUACCUUCAAUUUAUUAAACUGAAACAAACAUGUUUAUGUAUUGUACUGAUUUUCUACCUUCUGUAAUAUGUAUGAUAAUGAGUUCUUUUCUAAAAACACUGAUCCAAGCUU